GGCAUCUAGAUGAUGAUGGGCUGCCACAUGGAUUCUGCACAGUCACCUAUUCAUCAACAGACAGAUUUGAGGGAAACUUUGUGCACGGAGAAAAGAAUGGCCGUGGCAAGUUCUUCUUUUUUGAUGGAAGCACCCUGGAGGGGUACUAUGUUGAUGAUGCCCUGCAAGGCCAAGGAAUCUACACUUACGAGGAUGGAGUGGUCCUUCACGGCACAUACGUGGACGGAGAGCUGAAUGGCCCAGCCCAGGAGUACGACAGUGAUGGGCGGCUGAUAUUCAAAGGGCAAUACAAAGACAACAUUCGACACGGAGUCUGUUGGAUUUAUUACCCAGAUGGAGGCAGCCUUGUGGGGGAAGUGAAUGAAGAAGGGGAGAUGACUGGAGAGAAAAUAGCCUAUGUGUAUCCUGAUGGGAAGACUGCGUAUUCUGGAAUGUUCAUAGAUGGAGAAAUGAUAGAAGCAAAACUGGCAACUCUGACAGCUGUUGAGGAUGGGAAACCGCAAUUUGAAGUAGCACCAGGCAGCCCUGUAUACAGUUUUGACAAAUCUACUUCGUCCUGCAUUUCUACAAAUGCCCUUCUUCCUGACCCUUACGAGUCGGAGAGGGUGUACGUGGAUGUCUCUCUCAUUUCCAGUGCUGGAGAAGGAUUGUUUUCAAAGAUAGCAGCAGAGGCCAGUACAGUGAUGUCCUUCUACAACGGAGUGCGAAUUACACACCAGGAGGUGGACAGCAGAGACUGGGCCCUCAAUGGAAACACAAUAUCCCUGGAUGAUGAAACAGUCAUAGACGUGCCAGAGCCCUACAACCAUGCUGCCAAGUACUGUGCCUCGCUGGGGCACAAGGCCAACCAUUCGUUCACUCCCAACUGCAUCUACGACCCGUUUGUUCACCCUCGCUUUGGGCCCAUCAAGUGUAUCCGUACCAUCAGGGCUGUGGAGAAGGACGAAGAGCUGACAGUGACGUACGGGUACGAUCACAGCCCCCUGGGGCAGAACGGGCCCGAAGCACCCGAGUGGUACCAGCUGGAGCUGAAAGCUUUCCAGGCUGCCCAGCAGAAGUGAGUCGGGAGCGUCUUGGCACACCGAAACAGAACCUUGGAUCUAUGCACUACCUUUGUACUGAAAACUGGACAACCAG
Messenger RNA from Acanthisitta chloris (rifleman), 1137 nucleotides. It is a transcript of the gene SETD7, whose product is annotated as SET domain containing (lysine methyltransferase) 7. Gene Ontology annotation, molecular function: protein binding; histone H3K4 monomethyltransferase activity. Lineage: Eukaryota; Metazoa; Chordata; Aves; Passeriformes; Acanthisittidae. Gene Ontology annotation, cellular component: chromosome. The record is from RefSeq and is a predicted model, not a curated record. The transcript is spliced from 7 exons. The annotation marks the transcript as partial. Gene Ontology annotation, biological process: regulation of DNA-templated transcription.